This is a messenger RNA of Hevea brasiliensis (rubber tree), 1758 nucleotides long. RefSeq names its product probable purine permease 11. Gene Ontology annotation, cellular component: membrane. Bases 799 to 1710 code for a protein of 303 amino acids. Gene Ontology annotation, molecular function: purine nucleoside transmembrane transporter activity. The record is from RefSeq and is a predicted model, not a curated record. Lineage: Eukaryota; Viridiplantae; Streptophyta; Magnoliopsida; Malpighiales; Euphorbiaceae. The transcript is spliced from 3 exons.
UAGCGACCUUUAAUUAGGUCCUUUCGUAAAUUUAAAAAAUGAAAACGAAUAACUCUUCCCUCUAUGUAUAAAAAAAUAAUAAUAAAACAACGCAACUGGAGCAGCGUUUCAACGUUUCUGACAUGUUUCCGAAACGGAAACUCCUAGACCCCCGUAUGGUACCUUCCUGGCCGCCUUUGCAAUUUGCGAAAAGUUGAAAUCGCGUUUCUGUCAAAAAAAAAAGAAAUUAUUCUGGGAACUUCGUUAUGUCGCGCUUCCGGGCGUAAAACUAUUUCCUUCUUCCUUUCUCGUUGGUCGCUACCGCUGUUCUCCCUGGGCUUUUCGUCUCAACUGUCCUUUGAAGAGCCGGCGACCAGAAUGUCCUCAUCGAAAACCGUUAGCCGAUCCAACCUCAAACCAUGCUAGCUGCUGACUGCCUAAAAAAAAAAAAAAAAAAGAAGCCCGUGGCGGCAGUGGUGGGUAGAGAGGGGGAUGUUGGCUGAUGUUGCACCGCAAAUAUGGAAUGGAAUCCGUCACACUGCAAAUACCUUCAUUUACAGCUUACAUAAUUGUGGUAGAUUUCAAAACCAAUUUACUGGUGUUUGUAGUGAACCGGGCGACUUCAGCCAACAUGACAGACAAUCGAGGACCAUUUUUGAACAAGGAUGAAAAUACUGCUGGGCAAUCACCAUUCCUUAAAAUCAAGCGUUGGCAAUGGUGGCUUUUGGUGGCAAUCAACAUUUUCUUCCUUAUUGCAGGCCAGUCUGCUGCUGUUCUUCUUGGGAGAUUUUAUUAUGGCGGAGGUGAAAUAGCAAAUGGAUGGCAACUUUGGUUCAGACUGUUGCUUUCCCAAUCCUUUGCAUCCCUCUCUUCGUACUUCCAUCCCAUCAAGCACCUUCAAUUUCUUCCACCUCACCUUCCGUUAGGAUUCUCGCCUUAAUAUACUUCUUUCUUGGAGUACUUAUAGCUGGUGAUACCAUGUUAUAUUCUACUGGACUCUUGUACCUCUCUGCCUCUACUUCUUCUCUCAUUUGUGCAUCCCAACUAGCUUUCAACGCCACUUUCUCAUACUUCAUCAAUUUUGAAAAGUUCACUUAUUUAAUUCUCAACUCUGUGGUUGUGCUAUCAUUUUCUGCGGCCCUCAUUGCAGUCAAUGAUGAUUCAGAUGGCCCGUCAGGAGUCUCUAAGUGCAAGUAUAUCAUUGGCUUCCUUUGUACUCUUGGUGCUUCAGCAAUAUACUCUCUUUUGCUUUCUCUCAUGCAGCUGUCCUUUCAAAAGAUCAUAAAAAAGGAGACAUUUUCUGUGGUGUUGGAAAUGCAGAUUUACAUAUCACUUGUUGCCACCUGUGUCUCUAUCAUUGGCCUUUUUGCUAGCGGGGAAUGGAAGACUUUGCAUGGAGAAAUGUUGACUUUUGGCAAGGGGACGAUGUCUUACAUUAUGACACUGGUUUGGACAGCAGUUUGUUGGCAGGUUUGUUCUGUUGGUGUUGUAGGCUUGAUUUUCUUGGUAUCUUCUCUCUUUUCCAAUGUAAUAAGUACUGUCGCCUUGGCUGUCUCUCCUAUGGCUGCUGUUGUGGUUUUCCAUGACAAGAUGAAUGGUGUGAAGGUUAUAUCUUUGCUUAUGGCUUUCUGGGGUUUUGGCUGUUAUAUUUACCAGAAUUAUCUUGAUGAUUCAAAGGUGAGGAGAGAACAGCACGAUGUUAUUGAAAUACAUCAUGAUUCUUCAUUUUGAUAACUUCAGAAUUGAUGCUAAUGAAAUCCUUAGUGAUUCUUUAUCUUA